Oryza sativa Japonica Group (Japanese rice) is the source of this 2286-nucleotide messenger RNA. RefSeq lists its product as uncharacterized. NCBI's taxonomy places the organism in Eukaryota, Viridiplantae, Streptophyta, Magnoliopsida, Poales, Poaceae. Gene Ontology annotation, cellular component: plasmodesma; plasma membrane. The record is from RefSeq and is a predicted model, not a curated record.
AGAGACGAAAGCAGAAUCGCGUUAACCCCCGACCCGAGUGUAUUUAGCGCAAUCGCAAAAGGCAAAAGCGAGGAAGAACAGACAGGGGAACGCGGAAAAAGGGAAAAAAGAAUCCGUCUUUGCAUCCCACAUCCCUGUCUUUCUCCUCUCCUACCCUUCUUCUUCUUCCACUUGAAGCUUUUUCUCUCUUGGUCUUAUCCUCCUCCUUGUUGUUGCGGGAAGAGGCAGGAAGGAGGAGGUUUUGUGGUGCGAUCUUGUUGGGGUUUCAGGUCAGAAGGGAGAAGGGGAGAGGUCAGCCAUGGCAUUGCCUGUUUCCCUCCUCCGCAUCGCGGCGGUUCUGCUCGCCAUCUUGCCAUUCUGCGCCACGCAUCCAAGCCCCGGGUUCCAUGCUCCUCGCGAGUUUCACAAGGCACUCGUCCCAGAUAGAUAUGGAUUUGUGGCAAGAAGAUCAAUUGCUGAAGCUCCUGUUGACGUAAAUGUCACUACAAACAGUUCCUUUGUCUUGGCGCAAGAGCGAACAUAUAGAAAAGACCCCUUGAAUGGAUUCAGGAAAUAUACUGGCGGUUGGAAUAUUAGCGAAGUGCACUAUAUGGCUUCAGUUGGAUACACAGCUUUUCCACUGUUCAUCAUUGCCUUGGUGUGGUUUGUGCUGUUUUUUCUGGUUAUGCUUGGAAUUUGCUGCAAGCAUUGCUGUUGUCCACAUCGCAGUUACACAUACUCUCGGGUAGCAUAUGCCCUAUCUCUGAUACUUCUAAUAUUGUUCACUUGUGCUGCAAUUGUUGGAUGUGUCAUGCUGUAUGAUGGUCAAGGAAAGUUCCAUAAAAGCACAACGACUACCUUGAAUUUUGUCGUUAGCCAGGCCAAUUUUACUGUCGAAAACCUUAAUAACUUAUCCGAUAGUUUAUCUGCUGCAAAAAAGGUUGACAUAGGGCGAUCCUUUUUGCCUAACGAUGUGCAAAAUCAGAUCAAUGAAAUUCAAGGAAAGUUGAACUCAUCAGCUACUGAGCUUGCUACUAGAACUACUGACAAUUCCGAGAAGAUACAAAAAUUGCUAAAUCAAGUGCGGAUUGCUUUGAUUAUCAUUGCGGCAGUAAUGCUUCUUCUGGCAUUUAUUGGCUUCUUACUAUCUAUCUUUGGCCUGGAAUUCAUUGUCUCUAUUUUGGUGAUUAUCGGGUGGAUACUAGUCACCGGGACGUUUAUCCUGUGUGGUGUCUUCCUUCUUCUGCAUAAUGUCGUCGCAGAUACUUGUGUCUCGAUGGAGGAGUGGGUUGCUCAUCCAACAGAGCACACAGCUCUGGAUGACAUUAUUCCCUGUGUUGAACCUGCCACCGCGAAUGAAUCCCUGUAUAGAAGUAGGCAAGUCACUUACCAACUGGUGAAUCUGGUAAACCAAGUAAUCACCAACGUGUCCAAUGGAAACUUCCCUCCGCAAACUCCUUUCUUCUACUUCAAUCAGUCGGGGCCACUGAUGCCUACACUCUGCAACCCGUUCACAGCCGAUCUGAAUAACCGUACUUGCACCAGAGGAGAGGUUACCUUGGACAAUGCAACCCGGGUUUGGAAGAAUUUUGAGUGCCAGACUACCACUGUCUCAGGAACUGAGAUAUGCACUACCGUGGGCCGUGUUACCCCAACGAUUCUCGGUCAGAUGGCAGCGGGCGUGAAUGUGAGCCAGGGGCUGUAUCAGUAUGGGCCCUUCCUGAUCCAGCUGGAGGACUGCACUUUCGUCCGCGACACCUUCACCAACAUCAACCAGAACCACUGCCCUGGCCUGGAGAGGUACAGCAAAUGGGUUUACGUCGGCCUGGUGAUGGUUUCGUCGGCCGUUAUGCUCUCCCUCGUCUUCUGGGUGAUCUACGCCAGGGAGCGGCGCCACCGUGCGUACAGCAAACAGCACAACUACGCUGACAAGCCGCAUCCGACUGGCCCGGACGCUUGAUGCAUAUGGCCGAUGCUGUGCUGCAGAAGAAUCUCCAUGUCCAUACUCUUCGUGCCUGUCAUCAUCAUGUAGAUCACCGUGCCUUCUGAUUGUUCGUUGGUUACACCGAUCCUGUCCUCUUCUUUUUUUUUCUUUUUUUUUUGUUGUAGCAUUGAUGUGAAUUAUUAUUGUAGCUUGAUCUUUUUCAUCUUGUUUGCUCUUCUUGGUGAACUGAAACUUUGUUAAGAGGUGCUGUUUGUGAACUUGAGAUAGAUUUCUGACUUUGUGCCAUUAGAGUUUCAGUUUGUGUACCUGCUGCUGUUGAUGUACAGUCAUCAUGGUCCAGAAGAAUUGUUGCAUUGUCAUUA